AUGCAGGAGGCCAACUACCCCGAGCACCUCAAGCGCCUCUACCUCCUCAACAUGCCUCGGUUCUUCACGAUGGCGCUGGCAGUGGUGAGACCGUUCCUCAAUCAGACGACGCAGGAGAAGAUCGUCUGCCUGGGUUCGAAGGAUCAAUUCGAGCCCGUUUUGACCAAAGCCAUUUCAAAGGACGUCUUGCCCAAGUUCUGGGGUGGGAACAGAGUCGACGAGGAUGGGGAUCCCAAGUGUUCUUCCUUACUACAGCAACCUUACCGGAAACUUGAUGCCCAGACCGGGAAAGGCGGAAAAGUGCCCAAAUCCCUCUACCGGACGAGCAAAGGUGCAAAGGAGGCACAGGAGGAGGAAAAGAACGAGGAGAAGCUCGGAGGGGUGGAGCGACGAGCGGUGAGCCUUCGGGGCGGGGAAGCCCUGAACUUGGAAUGCCGUGCGCCCCAUCCGGGAUCGCUGCUCAGCUGGGAGUUCAGUACGGAAAAGGAAGGGGUGGAGUACCUCGUAUUACGGGUCGACGGGGAGCAGGUCGACAUCCACCAGGAGGAUGUCUCUGGCCGACGAGUGCGGGAGAAGGAAAGGGCGAACAGCCACCAGGAAACCGUCUCUGGGGAGAUCCUCCUCCAGGAGCCCGGUCUCUACUGCCUUCGGUUUCAUUCCAAGGCCACGAGUGACAGGCUCAGCUACGCCAUCCUCGUCACUCCUCCGCCUGAUCGCCUGUGAUGUCUUUCUUCCCGGCGGCUGAUGCGACGAAGGGAGAUUCGAACAUAAUUAAUGUGAAACUUUUACGUAUUUCAUUUAAAAUAUGUUACUUGAAAGUUUGAAUAUUUCAUAUAAAAUAUGCAUAUUAAGGUACUUAUUUCUUGGAAAAUCAUGCGUGUAUCAAAUUACACAUAUUUCCUAUUAAAGUUGAGGCAUAUCUUCCCGUUGUCUCCUUGAAAUUUUUCCCAUUCAGUCGCUCUGGAGCUCAGAGUAGAAAAUACAUGUUUAUAUUCGA
Darwinula stevensoni is the source of this 997-nucleotide messenger RNA. The record is from the annotation of a GenBank genome assembly. Lineage: Eukaryota; Metazoa; Arthropoda; Ostracoda; Podocopida; Darwinulidae.